ACAACAAAAACAAAAACAACAACAAAGACAACGGUCCGAUCGGGUUUUCGGAACACACGCUGCUGGAUCACGCCAGGGCCGCCGCUGCCGCGGUGGCGGUACGGGCCCCCACGGUGCAACAGCUCCAGACGCUGGCGGCCGCACGAACCCAGAAAGAACCGGGAAGGCGGAGCAUGCGGAUUACCUCCCUCCGCGACGUCAACGAGGUCAUUCCGCACUGGAACGAGCUCCACGACCACCUCCGGACGCACUUUUACCGGAAAAGCGUCCACCCGGACACCCUGUUUUUCGACGAGCCAGACGCGCCGGCACCCGCAACCACAACCACUACAACAACAACAGCGGCAGCAGCGGCGGUGUCUCCCGAAACCACCCUCGAAAGCGCGGGCGCCGAGGGCGUGCUUUCGUCUCUCCGCAACGCCGAUGCGGGCCGCAGGAACAAGACCCCGAGCGACACGGCCRACCACGGAUCGUCCUUCUUCGGGAACAUUGCGGGCAUACGGUUGCUCCCGAAACUCAGGACCAUGGCCAAGCCGAGGGUAUCCAGAGACCAAACCGGUGCCGACCCACCGAGCGAGGCCGGUACUCUCUCUCCUGCGCUGCCACCGCCGGAGACGGAGGAUGCAUGCACGACUUCGAAAGCGACACCCACACCCACAUCCACAUCCACACCGACAGCAACAUCGCCACUAGAACCCGACGGCGUCGAGAGCGACGACGCUUGCGCCGAAAGCCUUGUCGACGAACAGGGAAGAUCCGAGACCCCGGUUCUGGGACCGGGCGGUGGRAACAAGGACGRGGGAUUGCACGCGAAUGUUUCCCCUGGUAGGAGCAARGCSUUGUGCGCAGUCUGCUUGCAACAAGACGAGGACGAGGACAUCGACGACGACGAACUCUCCUGGCCGGCGUCCCCCCCUAGGGGCCCAMCCGGUCCCACGGAACCGGCGAGGCGGUCGCUGCCCUCACCRACCACGCCCAAGAACACCGCGAUCCCGGACAGAAAAGAAUCGGCGUACAGCACCCCCGCCCACCUCCGCAUCAUCAAGGGCAUCCACGGGAGCAGCGGAGGCGACGGGAAGGGACCCAAGAGCCCMACGCSUGGCGGGAUUGGGGACUCUCCGCUCCCGGACGAUCGCUGCGUGGCAACCCCCGCGGCGUGCGCGUAUUCCGACUUUGAGCCGAACUCGAUCAUCGUCGACCCUUCCUCCCGGCACCGGCCGGAAGAGCUCCUGGGAAGCCCCUCCGCCAGCGAGAUCCGGGCGAAGCACCUGGCCAUCCCGGCCAUCCAGGUGUCGCGGAGCGAGGGCGACCUCGGCCGGGCCUCCCGGACGCUCGCCCGGAGGACCAUUCGGUACCACUGGCAGCCCCAUGGAAGGGGAACGCCUUUGGUAGACUCGCCGACGACGCCCACCAACGCUCGGACCGACAAGCUUCUCAAGGCGGGAGCGGGAUCUUCUCCUUGCCAAUGCCGCGAACCGCCCUCCCCCCCCGGCGGCGGCGGCGGCGGCGUCUACCCGGUGUCGGAGUCCAGCAGCGGGGACGACGACGACGACGACCACCACCACCACCACGAGGACGACGACGACGACGACGACGACUCCACGGUCUCGAACGACCGCGUCCCCUUGUCUCCAAAGGUUGCGGCGGAAGCAGCGGCGGAGGCAGCGAUCGCCGUCGGGGAUCCGGUGGUCCCCCCGUACGGAGAGACGAUGGACGAAAAGAAGGAAGCCGACGGCGCUCUCCCGGGCCUCCGGGACGCCCGGGAAGGGGUGGCCCUCUUUGGUGCUUCCGGGACSCGCCGGUACCCCCUGAACCUCUUUCCGGUUCCGGACGAAACGAGCGACAAUGGCGCGGAACCUGCGAAACAAAAGCUCGGGGAACCGAACCCGGCUGCCGUUGUGGGCGGAGAGAGGCUGCAGACACGAACCCAACCGUGGGAGCUGGUUCCGAGAACCAAAUACGCCGAAACAGAAAAGCCACCGGCGCUGGCCGCGGGCGGCUUUGCGGAUCAAGAAGAGAURCCGGACGGAGCCCGCACGGCCGAACCAGCGGGAGAGAACGAAGCGAUCCAMGGGGACAACGGAUCGCUGGACGGCAGCUCUCUCGCCCGCGUCSAAGGCACAUCGGUUUGCAACGGGCUUCCGUCCGCCGACACGAACUUCACCGCUGCCGUUCGAACGGUGCAGGGGGUCUUGUCCCACCUUUCCCUCGGCAGCCCCAAAAGCCCGGCCGGAGCGGAGGGCUGGAAGUCCGAAGCCGACAACAAGGAAUUCCUCCGGAACUACUUUUACUGCGCCAGGGCCGAGGACGGGAACCAUGCGAAGGACGCUCACUCGAAGCGCGCGGAUGCCUUUGAGGCCGGCUUUGACUCGUCGGACAACCUUGGYGAGAGGCUCGCGUGCACGGUGCCCUGCAACGGACGGGAAUCGCCGUGCUACAUGUUUGGCAUGGACACCAUUUGUGGGUCGCUGGUGGACCUCCUCCCGAACCAGCACGACGGCGGCGGUGKAGACGCACCGCGAGCGGCCGGUGGCCCGUCGGCCCGGCAGGCCCCCCGGGGAGCUUCCUCCCGCGCCGCAAGGGCACGGGACCGGUCGUCCUCCAUCGCCGCGGGCCAGGCCGCCCCCGGCCCGGCACCCCGGACCCCCGGGGGCACCACCACCUGGCUGGGCGUCGUUCGCAGGGUGGCGUCCGAGCGCCUGCACAUCCGGUUUCCGGCGGACGCGGAGGGCGGCUCGGAAGCCCCCCAGCCGACCAAGCCGCAGGCCUCCUUUACCCCGCCCUGCCUCAGCCGCAAGGCGGUCUCGGCCCCGGCGCUGAUCCGGAGCCAGUCCCGGUGAGGGGCCGCGGAAGCGGCCGAAGGAUGCAGCGACCGCAGAGACCGCGGCAACCCAAUCAAACCACCGGGAUCCGCACCCUCCGCGGGCAAGUGCCAUCCUUUGGCACGGCGAUCGCGCGGGCCGUGGGACCGGACGAGACGAGACGGGACGAUUGGUUUGCCGCAUGCCGCGGUGCCACAAGGAUCUGCCGAGCGGGCGCUCUGUGGGGCUAGAAGAAUGCCGUGCCCGUACCAUGCGCGUUGCGAAAAGGAUGGCAGCAGAGCACGGCACAGUAAAGCACAGCACAGUAAAGCACAGCACGGCAGCAAAAUUCCGUUCAUAAUAAAAACAUCCUAUUGCU
Pseudo-nitzschia multistriata is the source of this 3180-nucleotide messenger RNA. Lineage: Eukaryota; Bacillariophyta; Bacillariophyceae; Bacillariales; Bacillariaceae. The record is from the annotation of a GenBank genome assembly.